Messenger RNA from Oxyura jamaicensis (ruddy duck), 4363 nucleotides. It is a transcript of the gene MBNL1, whose product is annotated as muscleblind like splicing regulator 1. Gene Ontology annotation, molecular function: metal ion binding. NCBI's taxonomy places the organism in Eukaryota, Metazoa, Chordata, Aves, Anseriformes, Anatidae. The record is from RefSeq and is a predicted model, not a curated record. Bases 396 to 1319 code for a protein of 307 amino acids. The transcript has 10 exons.
AAUUUUUGCUUCUUUAAGAAAAUACAUAUGCAAACCGCAGCCCGUCACCAUGGUUACUGCUGAAUGCUACCGAGAAUAGCUUGUUUCACGUUCUCAGACCCAUAGGGUUCGGAAGGCGCGAUUAUUUUGGCCUUUCACCGUUUCCCCUCUCGCUGGGCCACUGUCCCGCUGCUGCAAAGAGAGCAUGUUGUAAUUAGCCCAGCGCCGCCGGGCCCGGCGCGGAGGAGGCGGUGGCUGCGCCGCCGCAGCGCUGGAGCCGUGCUCAGACGAAAGCCACGCAGGAGGCGAGGCAGGGCCGAUGUUCAAGGGAAAACUGCAAAUACCUGCACCCACCGCCACACUUAAAAACGCAGCUGGAGAUAAAUGGACGCAAUAACCUGAUUCAGCAGAAGAACAUGGCCAUGCUGGCCCAGCAGAUGCAGCUUGCCAACGCCAUGAUGCCUGGUGCCCCCUUGCAGCCUGUGCCGAUGUUCUCAGUCGCGCCCAGCUUAGCCACCAAUGCCUCGGCCGCCUUUAACCCCUACCUGGGGCCCGUGUCCCCGGGGCUGGUCCCAGCGGAGAUCCUGCCCACCGCCCCCAUGCUGGUGACGGGCAACCCCGGCGUCCCGGUUCCUGCCGCCGCUGCCGCUGCCGCCCAGAAGCUAAUGAGGACGGACAGGCUGGAGGUGUGUCGGGAGUACCAGCGUGGGAACUGCAACCGGGGGGAGAACGACUGCCGGUUCGCCCACCCCGCCGACAGCGCCAUGAUCGAUACCAACGAUAACACCGUUACGGUCUGCAUGGAUUACAUCAAAGGGAGAUGCUCACGGGAAAAGUGCAAAUAUUUCCACCCUCCGGCACAUCUGCAAGCCAAGAUCAAGGCUGCCCAGUACCAGGUUAACCAGGCUGCGGCUGCCCAGGCAGCAGCGACGGCAGCUGCCAUGACUCAGUCGGCUGUCAAAUCACUGAAGCGACCCCUCGAGGCAACCUUUGACCUGGGAAUUCCUCAAGCUGUACUUCCCCCAUUACCAAAGAGGCCUGCGCUUGAAAAAACCAAUGGUGCCACCGCAGUGUUUAAUACUGGUAUUUUCCAAUACCAGCAAGCUCUUGCCAACAUGCAGCUGCAGCAGCAUACGGCCUUUCUCCCACCAGGCUCAAUAUUGUGCAUGACACCCGCUACAAGUGUUGUUCCCAUGGUGCACGGUGCUACGCCAGCCACUGUGUCUGCAGCAACAACAUCUGCCACAAGUGUUCCCUUCGCUGCAACAGCCACAGCCAACCAGAUACCCAUAAUAUCUGCCGAACAUCUGACUAGCCACAAGUAUGUUACACAGAUGUAGACAUUUUGUCAUCAAACAAUCAUAACUAAGGAGAAAAGGACAGUGUGUUUGGGUUGAGAACAGGACAAGUUCAUUAGCCAUAAUGUAUAUACCGUCAAGCGACACUCGGAAACUCCCUCAGCAGUAAGACAUCCACACAUUGCAUGUUAACGAGACGAAACCAGAACUUGGAAAUCCACUGCACACUGUUGCCUAUAUACUUUGUACAUUUAAUUGAUAUUUGUGCUGAGGUGAUCUUAUUGUCUAAAACUACAACAUCGUCUAUCUUUUCUAGCACAGAAGUAUGCAUAUGUAUUUGAAUAUGCAUAUGUAGUCUAUUUCCUACAUAAUCACGUAUGUCACCUUGAAAAGACAGACUAUGGUGUAACCAUAAACCUAUUAUGUAUUGGUACGUCUGUAGACCAAGAUAUAAUUUUUUAAAGUAAGUUUAUUUCUUUCAAGGUUUACAAAUAACAAAGGUGCACCUUGUAUUUAAAAUUGCCAUUAUAGAUGAGAGCGUGCAUGCACAGUAAUUUUUGUUUAAGAGUAAUAUUUUUAAUGUAAUAGAUUGUAAGAAGUGGUAAGAGAGGUAUCUGACAGAGAUGAAUGUGCCAAGCAAAACCACAACUGUGUAUAUUUUAAAGCACAUCCAUGGCUUUAAGUACCGUGUUGUUAAGGAUUCUCAUGAAGUGCCAUAGACUGUACAUCAGAUUAGAGUAUUAUUUCUGCAGUGUUAUUUUCAGAACCACAUUUUCACUUACUUUACUAGUACUAAUCAGUCAAAGGGCACCAUUCUGUUUCAAAACCAAAGCUGUCUCAGAAAUGGCCAAUUACUCCUUACAGUAACGUUAGACAGCACAAGAGAGAUAUUCUAGCCGUACAAAUUAACCCAUACUGGACAUAUAUAUAAACUAUUUUAAGGCAUUAUAGUGUAAUAUUUAUGCGUAUUUUACUGUAUAACAUGAUAUAUGAAAGGGAAAAGCCAUUUCUGAGACACAGUAACACAUGUUUGAGGAACUUCUUUUGCUUCUAUUUAUAGCCUCUGUCGAAAGUCGAAAGGACUAUAAAUGCUUUGCAGAGAUGGGUUUCACUUUUACUUCAUCAAAGUCACGCAUUAAAUAGUGACUCUAAACAAAGACGAAAGAAGCACUGACAUCAGAUGCAUGACAAACCAAAAUAUGAAAAAAUGGAGAUGUUAAUUAGCAUAGAAAUUGGGUGGGUUAAAUACUCGGGUGAGUUUUAUAUGUGAUUUUUUUUUGUUCAGAUUAACUGCUUAUAGCCUUAGAAAGCCUUUACAAAAUAAAAACAAAAAAAUAGAUGUGCAUUCAAGUUCUAAGAAUGGAUUCAUCCAAAGGAAUUCCUUUUUGUGGUUUGGAUGUUGCAGCUAGUAAAGGAUAUUUUUGCUCUGUUCAGCAAAGUGCUGAAGUGGGGGCCAGGUCACUGGUAGCAUAGCGUGGAGUGGAAGAAGCGCGAGUUCGGUUGUAGAACUCUCCAUACUUCCAAGUUUACUGCAAGUUUUUAUGCUUGAGAGAGAUGCUUUAUAGUAUAAGAAUGAUGUGUUGAUUUUACUGAUUGUACUGUACAUCUAUUAAAGCCUUAGAUUAUUACAUUACGGGUUAAAACCCAUACCAAUGUAAUUUCAAUCGUGUUAAGAAAGUAUAGGUGACUUCACAUGUUAUUGUAGUUACUUAACAUUAGAGAAUAUUACUUAUUUUUUCUUGUUAAAAGUGUAGUUUUUAUUUCUUACAUUUAUUAGAUUGUUUUCAUUUUCUAUUACCAGUUGAAUACCAUUUCAGUUUAUAGAAUUUUGUUUUAUUAGAGUUUACUGAUGAAUUUUUCAAAAUACAAAAAAAAAGUAGUUUUCUUCAUAACAUACUCAGUUUUGAAUUUACAUGUAGUGUCAUAUGAAUAUUCGUAUUAUUGUUGACUAAAUGAUUUAUAUUUUACUGAUUUAAUAUUACAAUGUAAGAAUGUCAGUCAUCGUUAGUUCUUGUCUAGUUUUCAUUAAAAGAACAAAGAUCUUUUAUAUGGAUAUCUUAUAAUUAUAUAAUCAUUGCUAAGUAAGAAGUUAAGUUGUUGCUAUCGCAACAAUCCUGGCAGACAAUUGAGUAAUAUUUUGAUGAUUUAUUUUGUUUGUAAUUAGUUAUUAUGAGAAAAUCUAGUUCCUAGAUAUUAGAAUAAAAUUUAUUUUCUACUGUAUCCAUUUCAAAUGUUAAAAUAUUGUUUAAAUAUUUUUUGAAAUCCCUGAAUAUCAGGCCUUGUUAUAAAUAAGCUGCAUAAUCAAUAGAUCAAGGGACGUUUUGUUGAUAAUCCAAAUACUCAAAGUUUACGUAACAAGAAUUAUAGUGUGUGUGUGCAAACUCUUGAGGGUUGAUUAUGCUGCAGUUUAGCAUGUGGGAACGUAUAGAGAGAAGGUUGACUUUUUGCACUUCUGUAUAUAGUCAAAAAAGAGAGAAACCUGUAUAAUAGUAAGAUCUUAUUUUGAAUAAAAAUGUCUAUAAUUACAAGGAGUUUUGUUAAGGCUAACAAAAUGACAGGCUGAACAAAAUUGCUUGCAAAAGUGGCACAGAGUUAGCACUCCAUACCCCUUCAAAAAAGUUGCUUUGCUUUAUGUGGACAGCUUGUAGUUUGCCAGGAUUUUUUCAGCUGGAAAGAUAUGCCAUCCUUCCAAGAUCUCAUGACUGACAAAAGCUCCACUGGUUCAAAUCUGCCUGAAAAUCAUUAAUAAAAAAAAGGAAAAAAAAGAAAAAAAAAGAAAAAAAAGCAGGUACUUCAAACCAUCAAGGUGAAAUCAUGGAUCAAAUAUUCCGUACAUUAUUCAAAAACUACUGCAUGUUUAAAGUAUCAAAAAUAUAUUAAAGAUAUAUACUAUUCAAACCAGUUUCUGACAAUUUCAGUGGUUUAUUGUUCACAAAAAAAAGAUUCUUCAAAACAAAUACUGACUUUCACAAAAAGUUAAAUCAUGAACAGGCAAACCAAACAGCACACCGUAGCUGUAGUUGUUAUGUGAUUAUUUUUUAUUGCUGUAGUGGUCCUGUUCUUUUAGCAGGUGAAAAAAAAAAAAC